UUUAUUGACACCAGAAACAAAUAACCCAUAAAAAAAAAACACCACUGUACCUGUAUUGUAUCCAUUAUCCAUUAAUUAAAGCCAAAAUAGACUAUAUAAUAAUAGAGUAAAAUAAAAUAAAAACAAGUUGUUAUUGGAUCCAGAUCUUCUGCUUUUCUUCUAUAAACAAAACAUAGGGUUCCUCAAUCUACAAUCCCAAAAAACAGAUCAAACGAACACUUCUUUGCUCUCUCAGCAAUGCCUCCACCCCUAAGACAUCCCUUGUUUUCUCUCAAUAUCUUCUCUAUUUCAUUACUUGUCUCAAUAAAUUCUCUCUUUUUCUCUUCUUGUUCCUCCAUUGAUGUACAAAGCCAAGCUCUCUUGAAAUGGAAAACCAACUUGAACAGCUUAACAGAUGUACUUAGUUCAUGGAAUUCCUCGGACCAAAGUCCUUGCAAUUGGUUUGGGAUUCAAUGCAAUCCCAAUGGCGAUGUUGUGAAGAUAAGCUUGAAAUCAGUAGAUUUGCAAGGUGCACUGCCUGCGAAUCUUCAACCUCUCAAGUCACUAAAUACUCUUAUCAUAUCCUCAACCAAUAUCAGUGGACCAAUUCCAAAAGAAUUUGGAGAGUAUCGCGAAUUGGGUACACUUGAUAUCAGUGGCAAUUCAAUCUCAGGGCAAAUCCCAGUUGAAAUUUGCAGCCUAAGAAAAUUGCAAAGUUUGUCAUUCAACACAAACUUACUCGAAGGUGCGAUUCCUUCUGAGAUUGGAAACCUCUCGAGUCUUGUGAAUUUGAUGAUCUACGACAAUCAGCUCAGCGAUGAGAUUCCAAAGAGUAUCGGGAAGUUGAGCAAUUUGGAGAUUUUCCGAGCUGGUGGGAAUCAAAAUCUUAAGGGUGUGCUGCCAUUUGAGAUUGGAAAUUGCACCAGCUUGGUCAUGUUAGGCCUCGCUGAAACCAGCAUCUCGGGGAGUCUUCCUUCUUCACUUGGGACACUUCAGAGAAUUCAAACCAUAGCCAUCUACACGGCUAUGUUGUCGGGUCCAAUCCCAGAAGAGAUUGGGAAUUGUACCCAGUUGCAGAAUCUUUAUUUGUAUCAGAAUUCCAUCUCCGGUCCAAUCCCAAGGCGAAUUGGUGAGCUCAAGAACCUUCGGAGUCUUUAUCUAUGGCAGAACACGAUAGUUGGCACAAUCCCAUCCGAGCUUGGAAGCUGCAGCGAGCUCGUGGUCAUGGAUUUGUCAGAGAAUCUUCUUACUGGCAGCAUACCAACAAGUCUUGGAACUCUUUCGAGGAUUCAAGAGCUUCAUCUGAGCGUUAACCAGUUAUCGAAUGCCAUACCAUCCGAACUCACAAACUGCACGGCCCUGACUCAGCUUGAGCUCGACAACAAUAACUUCUCGGGGGGAAUUCCUGUUUCAAUGGGCAAAUUAAAGAGCUUGUCUUUGUUCUUCACCUGGCAGAACAAGCUAACCGGCCAAAUUCCAGAGUCCCUAUCCGAAUGCCAAAAUCUUCAAGCUCUUGACCUUUCGUACAACAACCUCACUGGUUCAAUACCAAAUCAAGUUUUCGCCUUGCAAAAUCUAACCAAGCUAUUGCUACUUUCCAAUGAUUUGUCGGGUUUUUUACCGCCUGACAUUGGAAAUUGCACAAACUUGUACAGGUUUCGCGUGAACGAAAAUCAACUGUCGGGUACUGUUCCAUUGGAGAUUGGAAAUCUGAAAGUUUUGAAUUUCCUUGACAUGAGCAGCAACCGCUUCGUGGGUCAAAUCCCUCCCUCGAUAUCAGGAUGUGGAAGCCUCGAGUUUCUUGAUCUCCAUUCAAAUGGGUUCACUGGUUCUAUUCCCUAUACACUGCCCAAAAGCUUACAGUUUGUUGACAUUUCAGACAACAGACUUACAGGUUCACUGUCUCCAAAUGUUGGUUCACUCACUGAACUAACUAAAUUCAAUCUUGGGAAUAAUCAAAUCUCCGGCAGGGUUCCUGCAGAGAUUCUGUCUUGUACCAAGCUUCAAUUGUUAGACCUCGGAAACAACGGUUUCUCUGGCGAGAUCCCAAAAGAAUUGGGUCAGAUUCCGGCACUCGAGAUCUCUCUCAAUCUCAGCCUCAACCAGUUCACCGGCGAGAUCCCAUCCCAAUUCUCCGAUCUAACCAAACUUGCAAAUCUUGACCUCUCCCACAACAACCUCACCGGAAACUUAAACACCCUCACAAGCCUUCAAAACCUUGUCUCUCUCAAUAUCUCAUUCAACGAUUUCUCCGGCGAAUUACCCAACACCCCAUUUUUCCAUAACCUCCCCAUGAGUAACCUCGCCGGAAACAGAGCCCUCUACAUCUCCGGCGGCGGAGUUGUAACUUCUGCAGACAGAAUAGGAGCUUCCGGACACGUCAAAUCGACAAUGAUGAUGGUGAUGACAAUCCUUGCAAGCGCCAGUGCAGUACUAGUCCUGCUCGCAAUCUACGUACUAGUCCGGGCCCGUGGAUACACCAUUGGACCCAUAAAGGGUGAAACUUGGGAGUUGACUUUUUAUCAAAAAAUGAAAGUCUGCAUCGAUGACAUAGUCCACAACCUCACAUCUGCUAACGUGAUUGGUACCGGAAGCUCUGGGGUUGUGUACAGGGUGACAAUCCCAAGUGGGGAAACACUGGCGGUGAAGAAGAUGUGGUCAGCAGAGGAGUCAGGGGCAUUCAGUUCGGAAAUUCGGACUCUGGGUUCUAUCCGGCACCGAAAUAUUGUGAGGCUGUUGGGUUGGGCUUCAAACCAGAGCUUGAAAUUGCUGUUCUAUGAUUACCAUCCAGAUGGAAGCUUGAGCUCAGCCCUACACGGCGGAGGGAAGGGAGGAGCCGAGUGGGAGACUAGAUAUGAGGUUGUGUUGGGUGUGGCACAUGCACUUGCUUACUUACACCAUGAUUGUGUGCCUCCUAUAUUACAUGGGGAUGUCAAAGCCAUGAAUGUGUUGUUGGGUCCUCAUUUUGAACCAUAUCUAGCUGAUUUUGGGUUGGCUAGACUUGUCAAUGGCAAUGAUGGCGAUGAUUGUUCAAAGCCGAAUCAGAGUCCUAAACCUCUCCUUGCUGGGUCUUAUGGGUAUAUGGCUCCAGAACAUGCUUCAAUGCAGAAAAUCACUGAGAAGAGUGAUGUAUACAGUUUUGGUAUGGUUCUUCUAGAGGUGUUGACAGGAAGGCACCCACUGGACCCGACAUUGCCUGGGGGUGCACACCUAGUUCAGUGGGUUCAUGACCACUUACAAUCUAAGGGUGACCCUGCUGACAUUCUUGAUCCAAAGCUCAGAGGCAGGGCUGACCCUCAGAUGCAUGAAAUCCUCCAAACACUGGCGGUUUCGUUCCUCUGCGUCGCCAAUCGAGCUCAUGACCGUCCAACGAUGAAGGACGUCGUUGCAAUGCUGACGGAGAUUCGACACGUUGAUGCGAUAAGGUCAGAAACAGAUUUGUUGAAGGGAAGUUUGCAGGCUCUCCCGCCGUCACCGCCUACUCGGAAUGUCUUUUUCCAAGGAUCUUCUAACUGUUCCUUUGCUUUCUCUGAUGAUUUAGUGUGAUCAAGGUUUCAGGGGAUGCUGGCAAUUUUGUGCAUAGGGGUACCCUUCAGAGCAGGAUUGUAAUUUUGUGUAUUGUCAUCUGGUAAGAAGAGUGUAAUGUCUGCUAAUCUUGCUGUAGAUUGAUUGAAUAGUUUUAGUACUAAGUUGAGCUCAAAUUGAAAGAUGUAAAAAAGAAGGUAUUGUUACAGCUCAAGAUCAUUGUAAAAGAGGAGGAAGGGAAGAAAAGUGUGUGUGAAGGGCACGGGAUUUUCUAUUCUUUUGUUCCAAAACAUUCAUAGCCAUUGGAUCCUGAGAUUCUUAUA
Molecule: messenger RNA, 3827 nt
Organism: Camellia sinensis
Lineage: Eukaryota; Viridiplantae; Streptophyta; Magnoliopsida; Ericales; Theaceae
Product: Leucine-rich repeat receptor-like protein kinase family protein
Biological process (GO): protein phosphorylation
Molecular function (GO): ATP binding; protein binding; protein kinase activity
Source: RefSeq, a predicted model, not a curated record